Messenger RNA from Klebsormidium nitens, 1887 nucleotides. The record is from the annotation of a GenBank genome assembly. NCBI's taxonomy places the organism in Eukaryota, Viridiplantae, Streptophyta, Klebsormidiophyceae, Klebsormidiales, Klebsormidiaceae.
GGAAAAGAAAGAAAAGAAAUGCUGGGAGGCGGAAAUGCUGUUAGCAAAUCAUUGUCAUGAGUGGUGGGGGCUGCCUUUCAUAUCACUUUCAAGUGCGUGAGCUGGAGAUUGUCCUUCUAAAAAGGUUUCUUUUGAUUGGUGCCGAAAAUCCACUUUUCACAAAUCAUCUGAGAUGCAGCAUGGUUCUUAUUUUCAACUUACAAAAGUAUAAGGGACGUAUCAUAACCGCACUAGGGGCACUGUCGGGGCUCGCUUUGAUGGCCUAUGGGCGUGAGAAGAUGUGGCAAAAGAAGGACGAGGCCCGUGCAGAAUCGCAGAUCCGCAUCAAAAAGUUCAAGGAGCUGGCUAGCUGGCGCAGCUCUGAUUGCUGACAGCCAACAGUUCAUCAAGCAGCAUGGUAGUCACUGAUUAAUAUCAUGCCCAACCAAGUUGAUGCGCACCCCCACCUGGAAGGUUGGCGUUUUCAGAAGUAAGCCAGCUCUUGUGGCGCAGACACUGGCCUGGGGGAAUGUCAAAGGACUCCCCUGAUGCACUAUUGCUCAUAAUCAUGCCUUUUACUAGUAGAUAACAAGCAAGGGGGCUCGUUGCAAAGUUUUUCAAGUGCAGGCAGAGAAAGUAGGGUAUAAGCAAACUUCCGUGGUCAAUCCCAAUGGACAACAUUCCCAACGGUCCCUCAGACUCAAAGAAGGUGAAGGUGGCGGUUGUGCAAGCAGCCACUGUCUUCUACGAUUUGAAAGCCACUCUAGAAAAGGCUGAGCGCUUCAUCAAGGAGGCGGCUGACCAUGGCUGCCAGCUGGUUGUUUUCCCUGAGGCUUUCAUUGGGGGCUACCCCCGGGGCUCCAAUUUUGGAGUGGUUAUGGGCAGUCGGUCCCCGGAAGGAAAAGAGGAGUUCAGGAAAUACCACGCAGCUGCGGUCGAGCUCCCCGGGCCCGCCUCCGACGCCCUGGCGCAACUCUCUGCCAACCACAACGUCUUUCUCGUCAUGGGCCUGAUCGAGCGGGAGGGGGGCACUCUCUACUGCUCGGUGGCCUUUUUCGACCCCCUGAAAGGAUACCUUGGAAAGCAUCGGAAACUGACCCCGACUGCAGCGGAGCGGUACCUUUGGGGGUGUGGAGACGGAAGCACGUUACCAGUGUUUGAUACGGAAGUAGGGAAAAUCGGGGCUGUGAUCUGCUGGGAGAACCGGAUGCCGCUGCUGAGGACGGCCAUGUACGGAAAGGGCAUCCAGAUCUACUGCGCCCCCACGGCGGACGCCCGUGACUCUUGGAUUGCCACCGUCCGCCACAUCGCGAUGGAGGGCGCCUGCUUCGUCCUGUCCGCAAACCAGUUCUGCAGGCAAUCCGACUACCCCUUCCUACCAGAAACGUCAGGGGAGGCUAAAGAUGAGAGCAGCGUCUUGUGCCGAGGGGGCAGCGCAAUCAUUGCCCCGUCGGGCGAAGUUCUGGCGGGACCCAAGUAUGACGGAGAGGGCCUCGUAACAGCCGAAUUAGAUCUGGGCGAUAUAGUGCGAGCCAAGUUUGACUUCGACGUUGUGGGCCACUACGCGCGGCCCGAUGUCUUGUCAUUACGAGUGAACGAAAAGCCUAACAGUACCGUGACGUUUCUGACGCCAUAAGACUGGUUUACGAGUUUGUCUUGUAACAUAUUGAGAAUGAAACCCGAUUCUGACAUUUUCUACCGGAUCUGUACGCUAUCUUUCAUUGGACAAUGUUUGCCGCAAGCAGUCACAGUAGUCACCCCUGCUUCCAUGACACGACGAUCAGUGCCCAAACUCAGAUACAAUCAAUUCAGGAGAAUACGGUGUUCUGCUGAAUUCCGUAAGUAAUUUAUAAAGUAUGCUUGUACGUACAAGUGGUUGCAGAUAGUUACAUUUGGAAGUAUUUCAAU